Molecule: messenger RNA, 1231 nt
Organism: Ilyonectria robusta
Lineage: Eukaryota; Fungi; Ascomycota; Sordariomycetes; Hypocreales; Nectriaceae
Exons: 1
Coding region: 147-1040 (297 amino acids)
Source: RefSeq, a predicted model, not a curated record
GUAUUGCAGAUUUCGGUCUCUAUACCUCCGUCGUCGAGGCCACCCAUCGACACAAGGGAAUCUUUGUCUCGGACAAUUGACUGGCUCAACCAGAUCAUGGCCGUUAUGAGCCUUCACAACAGCCCCCUUACACUCCGCGGGUGGCCAUGGUCUGGUCCUCACCCUCCAUGACGCAACCGACUUCCGCCUCUCCUCCCGACGGCCAAGGCGCUCUCUCAAAUUCCUGGUCUUCUGAUUCUCGAUACGAUAUCUCAAAUUUAGUCACCCCGGAUCCAAUGUCCCCUCCAAUACCACCUGUGCGAGAACUCCAGCGUCCGUCGUAUCCCAUGAGUGACGGCAGUCGACCAUCCACUGCAGAUUCGUUUUUGAGCUUCGUAACAUCAAGCUCUGAUCUAAUAAUUACACGUAACCCUCCCGUUAGUUCAGAUUCGAUGUCUCCCGCAAUCUCACCAAUAAUCCCACCUGUGGCUUACUCCUCGGGAGAGGACCAUCGACCAUCCACCGCGGACUCAUUCUCGACAUUCUCAACAUCGAGCUCUGAUUUGAUCUUCACACGCAACCACCCAUUUGGAUCCUCGACCACAACUCAGCUAUUUUCGUCAGAGUCAUCGCCUGUGGGACACGCCUUGCCUUCACCCCCCCAAUACCAUUUCUCCACGCAACCGGUCGAAGGCUCAGGCACCUCCCGGAGCAUCCCCUCCGCUCAGCCCUACACCCCCUCGCAGCCCCUUGAUUCCCAGGGCUUCUCCGUUUCUGAAUCCUCCAGCAUGCUUCCGUCGCCCCCCUUGACCCAACCACGAGAGGGCGACGACAGUUGGGACUAUUCCACACAACCGAAUAGCUCCCGAUCUGUAGAACUCUAUCCGGUUGUUGGUCACAGCCACUUUUCAAAUCAAUCUCACUCCGUCGCCUCCUCAGAGCCCGAUGAUUCUGAGCUCCUCGCCUCAGUCCUUGACGGCAUUGCCCGUAUCCAUGUUACCAUGGGAAGGGAUCAAGCAGGACGAUGGCGAAUUAGGCGGACUGGGAAUGAGGAAUCAUAGAAUGCUCCCUUAAACCAGCAGAGCAUCCUUCCUCGUCUUUACAAUACCACAUCGACAGCAUUAAACAUUCUCACAAAGUUAUCCCCUCGGGUUUGCUUAGAUGCGUGAUUCAAUUACGCCAAGGAAGCGAUAACCAGGGGACGAACGCACUUUGCAUGUCGCAUACUGACAUCGGAGAAUUAGCUGGAUCC